Messenger RNA from Sphaeramia orbicularis (orbiculate cardinalfish), 1953 nucleotides. It is a transcript of the gene dhrs7, whose product is annotated as dehydrogenase/reductase (SDR family) member 7. The coding region runs from base 86 to 1096 and encodes 336 amino acids. The transcript has 7 exons. The record is from RefSeq and is a predicted model, not a curated record. Lineage: Eukaryota; Metazoa; Chordata; Actinopteri; Kurtiformes; Apogonidae. Gene Ontology annotation, molecular function: oxidoreductase activity.
GUGACGUUUACAUGUCGUUUCUUAUGUUGUGGUAGAGUUUCCAUUAAAGUAGCUGCUUAGCUCUGUGCUCAUUCAUCGCCUGCAGAUGGAUUUGUGCGUUGUAACUGCUCUGUGGUAUCUCGUACCCCUUUACUUACUCGUUUACUUGUUGUGUUUUAUUUUCGCAGAUGCAGACUUUACUCUCCUGUGGGCGAGUCUGGUAGGAAACCGACCAGAGACCAAGCUGAAAGGCCUGGUGGUUUGGGUCACCGGGGCCUCCAGUGGUAUCGGUGAAGAGUUGGCCUAUCAACUGGCAAAGUGUGGUUCACGUCUCAUUCUGUCUGCUCGCCGUGAGGAUGAGCUCAAUAGGGUGAAACGUAAAUGUUUAGAGUGUGCCAAUCUCCAAGAUGAGGAUAUUCUUGUUCUUCCAUUGGAUUUGUUGGAGAGGACAUCCCAUGAGGCAAAAAUGAAAGCUGCACUUGAGUAUUUUGGACAUAUUGAUAUCUUAAUAAACAACGGUGGCCGCAGCCAGCGCUCUUUGUGCUUAGAGACCAGUACUGAUGUGUACCAGGCCUUGAUGGACCUCAACUUCCUGGGGACGGUCUCCCUCACAAAGCAAGUGCUGCCUCACAUGACGCAGCGAGGCUCUGGUAGCAUAGUGACGGUCAGCAGCGUAGUCGGCCUCGCUGGGGCGCCCCUGGCAACGGGAUACUCUGCCAGCAAACAUGCCCUUCAGGGCUUCUUUAAUUCUCUUCGGACUGAGCUGACAGACUAUCCUAAGAUCCUCAUCAGUACAGUUUGUCCAGGGCCAGUGCAGUCGAAAAUUGUUCACAAUGCCUUCACAGAAGAACUGAACAAGCCUGUGGCUACAGCUUGUAACCAAGAACACAAGAUGCCAACCAGCCGCUGUGUGCGUUUAAUGCUGGUGGGAAUUGCCAACAGUGUCAAGGAAAUGUGGAUCGCGCAGCAGCCCUUCCUCCUGUUUUACUACAUGUGGCAGUACGCUCCCACUAUCGCCUGGUUUGCCACAGACAUUCUAGGCAGGAAAAGAGUGCAGAAUUUCAAAGCUGGUCUUGAUGCAGACUUGGCGUAUUUCACAAAACCUAAGAGCUCCUGAAAGCCACAUCCGUAAGAAGACGAAUAUGUUGCAUUCCUAAUCAUCCCGCACAGUGUUUUUCAUCUAAAAAAUGCCUCAAAGCUUAGCACUUCAACUAAGUCUGAUUUUUCUUCAUCUAUUGUGAAAAACCUCCACUGCUUGGAGAGUAAAUGCUAUAUUUUUGUAACAAACCUCCUCAGAUCAUGUGAACAAUAGGAGAAGAGCUAAAAUGGAGAUAUAAUGAAGAAGGCGGCGUACAUACAUGACUGAUUUAAGCACUGGAAUGAUACAGAUCAAAAGUCGGCAAAACGACAAAACUGCUUCUGCCAAGCUAUUUUAAUAUAUACAGUUAUACAUAUAAAAAAAUACAAUAUUUACAAGAUACUAUGGACAAAACCAUUCAACUCAUUCUAAAUUGUAAACAAGUGAAUUGUAAACAGAACAACAGCACUAAACACUUUACACAUACAGCAAGACAUAUCCAAGGCACAUCCUUGAUAUAUUAAUAAAAAACAUUAAAAUUUGUGUCCCUUUUUAUGGACAUGGGGUUGGAGUUACCUGAAAAUUGUGAAAUCUAAAAAGUACAAUAAAACCAGAGGUAUUUCGCAGGUGUCUCCUAAAAGGGAGGUGGGCAAAUGUUUUCACUUUUUAAGCACAAACAUUAAUAAACAAACCACAAAAUUUCAAUGUGUUGUAGUGGAAAUCAAUGAAUGGUUAACUGUGUGUCAAAGAUGUGUAUCUUUAAUGUGCUGUUGUGGGAAGUAGUCCACACUGACAGUUGAAGUCUGUUUAAAAUUUUGCAAUUUGUACAGCAGUGACGCCACUGUUUGUUCCUCUGUGGUGCGGUAUGUUUAGCACCAAGAAAUUAAAUGAAUGUG